Molecule: messenger RNA, 213 nt
Organism: Menidia menidia (Atlantic silverside)
Lineage: Eukaryota; Metazoa; Chordata; Actinopteri; Atheriniformes; Atherinopsidae
Source: the annotation of a GenBank genome assembly
AUGGGCUCGUCUCCCUCUAAUCCCCUCCUCACCGAAAAGAGAUGGGUUGAGAGAGAGAAAAACCGCCGUGACACCUGUAACUUCGACAAGGAGUUCACCAAAAUGCCCGUGGACUUAACACCAACAGACAAGCUUGUCAUCAUGAACUUGGACCAAGACGAGUUCCUCGGCUUCUCCUACACCAACCCUGAAUAUGUGGCUCCUGGAGUUUAG